Naumovozyma dairenensis CBS 421 is the source of this 1641-nucleotide messenger RNA. RefSeq names its product Roy1p (gene ROY1). The record is from RefSeq and is a predicted model, not a curated record. NCBI's taxonomy places the organism in Eukaryota, Fungi, Ascomycota, Saccharomycetes, Saccharomycetales, Saccharomycetaceae. Bases 1 to 1641 code for a protein of 546 amino acids. The transcript has a single exon.
AUGCUCGACGAAGAGAAGCUUGUUGAGGUAUGGAAAUUGAUCUGUACCUUUUUGAAUCAAAAUAGUCUAACCGUAUUAGCAAGAGUCUGUAAGCUUUUAUCCCAAAAAGUUGCAACAUUUGAAUUAUAUAAAUCUAUUCGAAUUACAAGAGAACCGAUCCUGAUAUCAGCCAAAUGGUAUUUAGACUGUAACGAAACAUACGUGGGAGGUUAUAGGACAAAUAGGAGAAAAACAGCAGAUCAAAAUGAUAUAUUUUUGUAUGACGAGAUUGAAAGAUUAAUGGAAUCUCCCCAUCUUGCCAAGAUAGAACAAUUGAUCAUAGUAGAACAUCCUUUUUACGAUGAAGCAGCAGGUUUUGAUCUUUUAAGAUCUCUGCUUGAAAAGAUUAUAGCUAUUGGCAACAUACGAAAGUUGCAAAUUCAGAAUGAUGCACUAAUGAAAAGGUUUUAUUGCAGGUACCUUUCUUUACCUCAUCUAGAAGAUAUUUGUAUCUUACAUGAAAAUGUGUUAUUGAAAACUCACCUAAUACAUAAUUUGAAGCACAUAGAAUUGAGGAUCAAAACUAACACACUUUCAGAAACAUCUGCCGUACCGCUGAAAAAAACAUUAUAUCAUCUUCCCAUGGAAGGAUCAUUAUACGUUCAUGACCAAGGCGAAUCUAGUUUAUCAUUUUUCAAAUAUUGCCAUGAUCAUAACAUAAUUAUCCCACAACUAAAGUCGUUAAAGUUUGUACACAUACAUGAUCAUGGUAAUGAUGAGUUAUCUUGUGAAUUUUUGCAGGAAAUCAUCAAUCUGGCAGCAAUAGAGGCUUUGGAGAUGGUUCUAGGAUGCGAUAAUGAAUCAUGUGAAUGUGUAGAAAAUUUCUUACAAGAUUUGGCACCCCAAUUAUCUCAUCUCAGAUGUCUAAGCUUAAAUAAAGGCAAUACAAAUGCAAAACAUUGCCACAGCUUAGAAGAAAAAUGGGAUCUUUCGAUUGGAAGGUUUAUACUAGCGUUACCGAAUAAAGCUACCAACCUUAAGAAGUUAAUUAUUAGUCAUUCCCCGCCUUUGAAUGGAUUUUCUGAUGAUUCAGUAGACGGUAACUAUAUUCGUCGGCGAACAUUAUUUUCUCACAUUCUACCCGAACUAACAUCAUUAGAAGUUUUAAUUGCACCGACAUUUUUGAAGUCGCUGAGUUGUUACGAAGUACAAAUGUGUGAUCUAUUAUGGAAUGGAUGUGAAUGCGAAUUUUGUAGAAAGUGGUUACCGAUGUUUGAUAGUUACCUUCAUCAUCAUGAGUUUCUUUCAAAAAAUGAAGGAGAAUAUAAAGAACUAAUACCGACUGUUUUCCUCUCGUUCGCAGCAGAUGCGUUGUUUCAAAGAUUUGCUGUACAACAAAUAUGGGACAUUGAUACACUUAAAGCAAACCCUAUCGAUAAUAAGUGGGGCUUCCACGAAUACGAUGAUAUACGGCAUUUUUCAGAUUAUGAAUGCCAUUUUGAUGAACGUUUAUUUAAUUCAUUAGUGGUCUUGAUGACGCAUUUCCUAAACGGUUAUAUGGAUUACCUUGUCAAACAUUUGCCGAAUUUACGAACAGUAAUGAUGGCAGGUAUAUAUUAUACUGUAAUCCCUUCUACUAAAACCUAUAAAUGUGUUUCUUAA